Molecule: messenger RNA, 612 nt
Organism: Orbilia oligospora ATCC 24927
Lineage: Eukaryota; Fungi; Ascomycota; Orbiliomycetes; Orbiliales; Orbiliaceae
Exons: 4
Coding region: 1-612 (203 amino acids)
Molecular function (GO): NAD(P)H dehydrogenase (quinone) activity; FMN binding
Source: RefSeq, a predicted model, not a curated record
AUGGCUCCAAAGAUUGCUAUCGUCAUCUACUCCAUGUACGGGCAUAUUGCCCAACUUGCCGAGGAGGUUAAGAAGGGUGUCGAGGAAGCCGGUGGCUCCACCGAAAUCCUUCAAUUGGAAGAAACUCUCCCACAGGAAGUCCUCACAAAGAUGUAUGCUCCACCCAAGCCAUCUUACCGUGUCGUCUCCGACCCCAAGGAUCUCCUCGAAUAUGAUGCUUUCAUUUUCGGUAUCCCCACUCGUUAUGGUAACUUCCCCGCCCAAUGGAAGUCCUUCAUCGACAAGACUGGCGGUAUCUGGCAGACUGGAGGCUACUACGGCAAAUACGUCGGUCUCUUCAUUUCUACCGGAACCCUUGGUGGUGGGCAAGAAUCCACUGCCAUUGCUGCCAUGAGCACCCUCGCCCACCACGGCAUGAUCUAUGUUCCAUUGGGAUACGCCAAGGCCUUCCCUCAGAUGACUGAUUUGUCUGAGAUUCACGGUGGUUCCCCAUGGGGAAGCGGUACCUUCGCUGGUGCCGACGGAUCCCGUCAACCAUCCGAAAAAGAGAAGGAACUCGCCAGAAUCCAGGGCAAGGGCUUCUUCGAAACCGUCAGCAAGGUCAACUUCUGA